Artibeus jamaicensis (Jamaican fruit-eating bat) is the source of this 2731-nucleotide messenger RNA. It is a transcript of the gene SPATA2, whose product is annotated as spermatogenesis associated 2. Gene Ontology annotation, cellular component: cytoplasm. The record is from RefSeq and is a predicted model, not a curated record. The coding region runs from base 433 to 1989 and encodes 518 amino acids. Lineage: Eukaryota; Metazoa; Chordata; Mammalia; Chiroptera; Phyllostomidae. The transcript is spliced from 3 exons. Gene Ontology annotation, biological process: regulation of necroptotic process; regulation of tumor necrosis factor-mediated signaling pathway; protein linear deubiquitination.
GUUUCCAAAGUGAAACCCUACGGCUUCUGUGCUUGCUCUUCUGUCUCCCGCUUCUUUCUCCGCCGCCCAUGGGUAUCGGCCUUUCCCCAGCCCAACGCGCAGCCGCGACCCGGCCUCCCUUUGGACCCGCCUACAGGGAACGUCACUUCCAGGCUGAUUGUUUCCGGGUCGCUACUGGCCCUGGGGUACUGGUCUCAAACCCCUGCAGCCGGCCGGAGUGGGGAGAGCCCACCAGGGCCCGGCUCCGGCUGCGGCUGCGGCUGCGGCUGCGGCUGCGGCUUUUUCUCGCUUCCGACGGCCGAGGCGUCCUCGGGGGCAGUGCCGGGCAGCGUGCUGGUCCGGCCGGGCAACAUGUUAGUGCUUUUAGCCAUGGCCCGGCCUCUGACCCAGAGGCCGUGGAGGAGAUAAGGUAGCCCCUCGUCUCUGGACCGGAUGGGGAAGCCCAGUUCAAUGGAUACAAAAUACAAGGAUGACUUAUUUCGGAAGUAUGUGCAGUUCCACGAAGGCAAAGUGGACGCCGCCCCCAGCAAGCAGCGGCCUGGCAGUGACGAGUACCUGCGGGUGGCCGCAUCCACCUUGCUCAGCCUGCACAAGGUGGACCCCCUGUAUCGAUUCCGGCUGAUCCAGUUCUACGAGGUGGUGGAGAGCUCCCUGCGCGCGCUGAGCUCCUCUAGCCUGCGGGCUUUGCACUGCGCCUUCAGUGUGCUGGAAACGGUGGGCGUCAACCUCUUUCUCUACCCGUGGAAGAAGGAGUUCAGAAGCAUCAAGACCUACACUGGGCCCUUCGUUUACUACGUUAAGUCCACGUUGCUGGAAGAGGACAUCCGAACCAUCCUGAGUUACAUGGGCUACGUGCCUGACUUGGGGACCGCAUACAAGCUCACGGAGUUGGUGGAGACCCUGCAGGUGAAGAUGGUCUCCUUUGAACUCUUUCUGGCCAAGGUGGAGUGUGAGCAGAUGCUGGAAAUCCACUCACAAGUCAAGGACAAGGGCUAUUCUGAGCUGGACGUGGUGAGCGAGCGCAAGAGCAGUGCAGAGGACGUGCGGGGCUGCUCAGACGCCCUGCGGCGACGGGCUGAGGGCCGGGAUCACCUGCCAGCCUCUGUGGCCCGUGUGGCGCUCCAGAAGUCUGCCAGCGAGCGGGCAGCCAAGGAUUACUACAAGCCCCGUGUGACCAAAAUCUCGAGGUCGGUGGACGCCUACGACAGCCACUGGGAGAGCCGGAAGCCACCCCUGAAGACCUCAUUGAGCCUGCGGAAGGAGCCCGUGGCAACAGAUGUGGAUGACCUCAAGGACGAGAUCAUCCGCCCGUCCCCCUCGCUCCUGGCCAUGUCCAGCUCCCCUCAUGGCAGCCCUGAUGACCUUCCAUCCAUCUCCCCCAGCAAUGGCCUUGGCCUGCUGCGCGGCACGUAUUUCUCGGCUCAGGAUGACGUGGACCUCUACACGGACUCGGAACCUAGGGCCGCAUACCGGAGGCAGGAUGCCCUGCGGCAGGACGUGUGGCUGCUCAGAAACGAUGCCCACCCCCUCUACAAGCGCUCGGCCCCUGCCAAAGAGUCCGCCCUAUCCAAGUGCCAAAACUGCGGCCUGUCCUGCAGCUCCUCCCUCUGUCAGCGCUGCGACAGCCUGCUCCCCUGUGCCCCAGCCUCCAAGCCCAGCGCCUUCCCCAGCAAGUCUUCCACGCAUGACAGCCUGGCCCACGGGUCGUCUGCGAGGGAGAAGUAUGCAGGCCAGACUCAGGGUCUGGACCGGCUGGCGCACUUCCACUCAAAAUCCAAGCCCUCCACCACAGCCACCUCCCGCUGUGGCUUCUGUAAUCGCCCAGGUGCCACCAACACCUGUACCCAGUGUUCAAAAGUUUCCUGUGACGCUUGCCUCAUCGCCUACCAUUACGACCCUUGCUGCAAAAAGAGUGAGCUGCACAAGUUCAUACCCAACAACCAGCUGAACUACAAGUCCACCCAGUUCUCCCAUCUCGUGUAUAGAUAGACUGGACCUCGCCCCUCCCUGCUCCAAGGGCUACACCACUGAUCUUUCUGCUUUCCUGGGGAAGAAGUGUUCAUGCGUUGAUCUGGGCAGCAGAGAUCUGCACUUGACCAUGUAGGUGCCAGGGAUUUGGGUUGGCGGCACCAUGUGGGAGUUGACUUAGUGACUAACAUAUUUCACCUGAUGGCUGCUUUGUCGCCUGACAAGGGAGAGGGUGGCAGUUCCGUUCACAUCAUUUUUGCUAAUCUCUCCACUCCCUUUCUGUUUUUUAAAAGAGGAUCUUUAUCUCUGGGACUCUUGCCACAUCUGCCCCUCCCACUGCAAAGCCAACUUGUGCUGGGAAGGGCCCCCCAGGUCACCUCCAAAUGCCCAUCUGGGAGGGCGAGCUAGAGGCCUGUUGGCUUGUGAAAUGAGCCCUCCUGCCACACUGGGCCUCCUCCAGUGGCUCAUCCCUUCUCCUACCCGCCCCCCCACACACACAAGGAUCCCCCUGCUCUCUCUGCCCUGACUCCCCACCCUGCCCUAGGUUUCAAAGGGGAACCGAGUCCAGUGUUAGCUGAAUGUCACCCCAUUGCGAUCACAGCUCAGCUGAGCCCGUGCCAUUUGUGAACAGGGCUCCUGUGCGUUGGGGUGUGGACCUCCCACAGCAGGACUGGCCCCCAUUUCUGUUGUUUGCACAUGCUCCUCUUACUGUAUUGUAAAUAGAUAUUUUUGAAAUUUAUUUUUAAAUAAAUAUUCGACUUGC